Messenger RNA from Lingula anatina, 1397 nucleotides. RefSeq lists its product as uncharacterized. Lineage: Eukaryota; Metazoa; Brachiopoda; Lingulata; Lingulida; Lingulidae. The record is from RefSeq and is a predicted model, not a curated record.
CUGUGUGAAGCGGGGGAAAUACCUAGAUUAGGAUUCUCUAGCUCUCUGAGAUUCAUACAAAGAACUUGAACCUUAUCAGGCUAAUGGCGCAAAUAAGGGACACCAUUGAACUUCUUACUAAGGUGCUAAAGGACAAUGGAACACACAACCUAAAAGCUGAAACGUUUCGACUGGCCAAAUUUGAUAAUGAUGAUGCUGUGAGUUCCUUUUGGCGGUUGCUGUUUGAGCUCAUAUAUUUCCUGAGGUAUGGCAUCAUUGAUGAUGUGUGUGUCAAAGCUUUUUCUGACCUCACCAAAGAGGAACUAGUUGUAUUUGUGAAGAGGGAAAUGCAACAGCAAGGUUUCACCUCAGUUGAUUUCAAUCUGCUUCCUGCCGACAUGUCCACAGGCAGCCGUGACCUCUUGCUGGCUUUUGGUUGGUUGAUGUGCAAAGAGGGGAUCAUUGACAAGUUCAUGGAGAGCUGUGCCUCACCCCUAGCUGAAGAUACAAUAGGGCUGUACAUGGAGGAACUUGGAGAUGGGGUGCCAGAUGUGCUGGAUGACUCUCAUCUGUCUCCCAGAUCUAGAACAGACCCUGUCCGAAAAGUGAAACAGUUGUUAUGGUUGAACGGAAAAUUAAGACUUAGUCUUCGUAAUCUAUAUGCACUUCAAAGGGAAAGAGCAAAAUUAAUGCAUAAGCUCCAUCAGUCUACCAAUGGCAUAUCCUUGGAUCCUGAGAAGAAUCAUCUUUCCAUGCUGGAAGUUUACAUGCUGAGACACCCAGAACUUUUGAAAAAGAAUCUCCAGCUUUUAGAAAAGGACAACAUCAGGUUACAGAAUUUGUUAGAGUGGAAAAGCAAGGAAGACAUAUUUUGGAAGUGGAUGGAAAGUGUGUUGGAUGCCAAAAUCCAGGCAUAUGAGAUGGCUGCCCAGUCUGAAUUGUACAGACAGGAACAAGGCCAUGCACUGUCCCAAAUGACCUUAGAUAAAAAAGAAAUGCUGCAGAAAUCACAUGAUAGACUCAGAGACAACAUUAUUCAGUAUGAAGCUAAACUUGAUGAAUUAGAAAGACUAUGGAAUUCAAAGCCUGUGCAGUGUAUGUAUUGUGCCACUACAUACAAGAACUACAUUGUAUUCCCUACAUGUUGGUAAUGUCAAAUUGCUGGACAUUUUGGUACAAAGGAUUGAAUGACAUACACUAAGUAAGUUUUGUGUAAUCCUCUGUCACCUCAAUUAUUAUUGACUGGUCUUCAAUCUGAACACUUUAUUUUUGUCAGAAGAAGAAUUAUUGGAAGAGUUUAAAUGUAAUUGUGUUAGGAUUUCUUGUAUAAAAACAAAGAUCGACAGUGUUCGAUUUAAAACAUGACAAAUGAUAUCCGACUACAACACAAUUAUUAGACGUUUGCAAUCCUUAAAAUA